CGGGAAUGGGGACCGGGAACCGGGAACCGGGACCGGGAACGGGGAACCGGGCCCGGGGGACGUCGUCCCGGCAGCACGGGUGGCCUCGGCGCCUGGGGCUCUGGGGAGAGGCAAGGGCUCAGCGGGAGAGGGAGGGAGCCGGCCUCAGCUGCCGGGGCCCUCCCGGGAGCCGCUGCCUCGGGUGGGGCUGCUCCGGGCCGCUGGAGAGCGCCGGGUGUUCGCGGAAGCAUUAGGGCUGGAAGGGCUCUCUGGAGGUUAUCCAGGCCAGCCCUCUGCCCAGGCAGGGCCACCCAGAGCAGGUUACGCAGUAACGCGGCCGGGUGGGCGCUGAAUGUCUCCGGACAGGGAGGUCCACGCCUUCGCUGAGCAGCGUGUCCCGGUGCUCUGCCACCCUCCGUGAAAAGAAGCGAUUCCUCGCGUUGGGGUGGAACUUCUUGUGUUUUAGUUUGUGGUUGUUCCUCGUCCUGGCGCUGGGCAGCACGGAAAAGAGCCUGGCACCAUCCUCUGGGCAGCCGCCUCUGAGACAUUUGUAUGAAUGGAUGCGAUCCCCUCUGUUCUCCAGACUAAACACGUCUCCCACGGUCUCUUAUGAGAGAGAUGCUCCAGACCCCUCACAUCCAGUGCAGACUGAGCCCUCUCCGGUAGCAGGUUCUUUUCCCCUCGGGGCUGUGGGGCGUUAGGAGCGAGCGAGGGCUGUGCCUCCCGUCCGAGCGCCCCGGGCCCUGCCCGGAGCGACCUGCGGUGCUCUGUGCCUUGUCACACCUCUGCUGCCAUCCGCGGGCACUGUGCCUCUCGAGCUGAGCACUCUUCUUCAAUGCCUUCAGAUAAAUCAGUCUUGUGGAAGCCGAGGAAAACCAAAAUGCUGCAAACUUUUCUCUUAGCUCAAUACAUUGCACAUCACAUCGUGAAUAAAUUCACAGUCCAGUUACAGGAUGGUUCCAGUCAAAUGCAUUGUGGUUCUCCCCCGACCCUCCAUUUUUCUUUGCUUAGGGCAUUAGCUCUGCGUGGUGUUUCUUUAAAAACAAAAGUUGAUGGGGAGUGUUUAGAUGAGAGAGAUGCUUUGUUGUUACAAAAAUCCUGUUACAAAAAUACUGUUUAUGGGUGAUGAGUGUGGUGGGAUGGAUUUAUGGCGACCAAAUCUGAUGGGACAGUUUCUUUCCAGUAUCUCAUGGGAAACAUUUUUAACCUUGUGUUUGCAAGGCACUAUCUAGCACUUCUGAAUCUCUGCUUGGGUUUUUUUUGUGUUAAGCUAAAGUAUCUUUGUAAGUGUAACCCAAUCCACUUGCGUAUCUUAGUUUAUAGCUUUUAGCCAGAGGUCAGCUUCUUACUAUAUUUGUUCUUUGGGCAUGAUGCAUUUGGCUGGGAAAUGUGUUUAGCACUGCAGUACAAACAGUAACCACUUGAUGCAAUUACUGAAGUGAAGCCCUUCAAAGCUCCUGUUUAUUUGGUGUGUCAAUUUACUGCUAGGAACUUCAAUUUACUGCUUUUGAAUUGAUCUGUUAGUUAAGUUUUCAUGAAACACUACUUUUUCUGUUUAAAUGAAAUAUUGUUGUAAUAAAUGAAGCCAUAUUAUUAAAAAUAGAUUUUUCCCUUGCUGUUCUUUGCUGUCGCUUAUAGCUGUCUUAAACUUCAGAUAAUGACAAAAUGUCCUCUAGAGGGAGAUCUUGUUGCUUUUAUGUGCUGAAAUGUUGGUCACCUUGUUCCAGUUAAAUGUCUUGAUCCCUUAUCCUGGGAAGGAUCUGUGAUGAUGAAUGUGUGUAUCUUAAUAAGUGCCUGUCUUCUGCAUCUGUGCUUAGAAAUUUGGUAGCAGAAUCUGGAGUCAUGUAACACUUCUGUAGGUUAUGUGAAACACAGUUGUUUUAAAUCAAAUAGAUCUAAUUCUGAAGUUAAAUUAGUAAUCUUUGCAAGUUCCAGAGUCCUACUCCUGCAGAAGUAUUUGUAGGGCCUACGUUUGUGGUGUCCCUGCAUUUGUGGUGUCAAUUCUGCAAAUGCUUAUGGAGAUACUGACUUUCAUGUGUUCCCUGUUGUCAUCAAGAUGCUUUUGAGGGCAGUUUCUUUGCUGACCUGAUCCAAGAAUUUCAGCAGCCUGUCUGAAAGUGUUGUGGGUUAAAUCUCUUCAGCCUAAUGAGUGCCUACAGCUUGGCAAGGAAACAAAGCAGUAAUAAAAUGUCACAUUUAAUCAAUCUUGCCAGUACUUGUUGCCUAUAAACAGCAGAAGUUGAAAUAUUACUUUGCAGACACAUCAGUUGUUUGAAUGUGGUUAACUCUAUACUCCACAUACUCCAUAAAAAUUGUUGGAAAUAUCUUGGUGGGAUUCUUGUGAGGGUGAAUUGUUCUGCACGUUACAAAUGCAGUCUUGACAGGAGAUUUCUUUCUGCUGGACACAUUGAAAAAAAACCUUAUUCCACAGUUGAGGCAUCUAUGCUGUCAUUUUUCUGUAAGUAAAUGCAAACAGUGAAUUCAUUGCAGCUUCUGGCAUGUCUGAUCUGUAAAACACAUGUUCCACGUGUGGAACAUGCUCCGUGGAUGUAGUUGGAAAAUUUCCUCAUACUGCAAGGCUGCUGAAGGGGUCAAAAAUGCGUUUACACUUUUACUGCCAGUUGAACCCCUACACACUUCUGUCAAGUCAUCUGUAGUGUUAAGAAAUAGAUAUUGUUAGACUGACUCCAGAAGAGUUGUAGUAUUUGUAUUCUUAUAAAUGUACAUUCAAAACCACUGCAUAAUUAAUUAAUUUCUUCUCUGUGUGUGGAUGUAAUGCUGGAAGUAAGGCAAAGUAAUUUGCUGUAUUUAUAUUGUAAGGUUGUUUUCCUUUUCAUCCUCAUUGUCAUUGUUUUGUGGUAUGCAAAUAAACCUCUGCAAUGCAUUAAAAAUGUAUGCAAAGGGCUUGGAGGCAAAUCGUGUUGCUUAAUAGAAUGUACAGUGUGUUGUAAUAGAGGAAUAAAUUCCAUUAAUAAACAGGAAUAAGAGGUAUGAUUUUUUUUUUUAAGAAAGGCAUAUUUAUAUCCCUAAGUUCCUCAGAUUGUAGACUCUGUAAUUAAUUGUGCUCUGAAUGAUCAAUUCUUUAUUUUAGAUCAUAAUUUUGGAGGAUUGCAGCACUGCGAUCUCUGGAGUCUGCUGUGUCUAGCCAUAAUGAGUUUGGUUGCUUAUGAAGAUUCAGACUCCGAGACAGAAACUGAAAAGACCGAAGCCCCUGAUGCUUCUGGCAGACAAACAAACCAGCUGAGUUCUUCUGUUUGGGAUGCUGUAGAUACAGGCUGCUGUUUAAAAACCUACUCCUGCCACUCCUGUGCUGUUCGAGCUGCCCGGUGGUCAUCCUGUGGAAGAAGGAUCCUCAGUGGGGGCUUUGAUUCCAUGCUGCAUUUAACAGAUGUAGAAACAGGGAAGCAGAUAUUUAGCAGCAAAACAGAAUUUAGGAUCAGUGCACUGAAGUUCCACCCUACAGAGUCAAAUGUGUUCAUUUGUGGAGGAUUCAGCCCAGAAGUUAAAGCAUGGGAUUUAAGGACUUCUAAGGUGUUGAGAGUGUACAAAGCUGCAGUACAACAGACUUUGGAUAUACUCUUCCUCCCUGAAGGAAGAGAAUUCCUUACCAGCACGGAUGCAGUGAGCCGAGACUCAGCUGAUCGCACCAUCAUUGCGUGGGACUUCCAGAGUGCUGCAAAAAUCUCCAAUCAGAUUUUUCACGAGCGUUACACUUGCCCAAGUCUGACCCUGCACCCGAAGGAGUCUGUGUUUGUUGCUCAGACCAACGGGAACUACAUGGCUUUGUUUUCUGCCCAGCGACCCUACCGAAUCAACAAAAAGAAAAGAUAUGAAGGACACAAGGUGGAAGGAUUUGCAGUGGGCUGUGAAUUUUCUCCAGAUGGAACACUUUUGGUGACAGGAAGUUCAGAUGGCAAAGUGUUUUUCUACAACUAUCAUACUUCAAGGAUUAUUCGCACUUUGUCUGCACAUAAAGAAGCUUGUGUGAGUGCAAUAUUUCACCCAGUCUUGCCAUCGCUCCUUGCAACAUGUGACUGGGCUGGAGAAAUCAAGGUCUGGCAAUAACAACCAGAGUUACUUUUUAGGAUGUCUCUCUCCUGUUAGUCUGUCAAAGACUUAGGAAAUAAGCCAGAGUAUGGAAUGUGAAAUUCUGUUGGGAUGUGUUGUAAGCAGGAGAGAGACUGUUGUCUUUUCUUCUAUGACCUCUAUGUUUAUGCUUUCAUAAUGCAGUUAAGAUGGUUUUGUGGUUAGCUGUUGAGCAAAGAAGCAGUCCUACUCCCUCCCUCAACCCCGAAGACAAAUUUUUAACCCUUUUGUGUCAAUCUUCUGGUGCUCAUUCAGUCCCAUUCUGCUUUGAAUGAGCACCUAAAUUUAAGAAAAUUAUUGCUCUUUUUAUGCAUCUUUCAAUGCAGCUUUCCUAGACCAGGGUUUAUCACAGAAUCAUAGAAUCAUUUAGCUGGAAAAGACCUUUAAAAGCAUUGAGUCCAAGCUUUAACCCAGUACAGCCAAGUUCACUAUUAAACCAUGUCCCACAGUGCCAUCUCUACAAAUCUUUUAAAUACCUCCGAGGAUGGUGGUUCCACCACUUCCCUGGGCAGCCUGUUCCAAUGCCUCACAACCCUUUGGCUGAAGAAGAUUUUUUUUAUUAUCUAAUCUAAACCUCCUCUGUCAGGAGGAGACUGUUUCCUCUUGUCCUCACCAAAAGUUGAGGGCACACUAUUUAACAGAUGAUGUUCAGAUCAGUUAAUAUCUAUUCCAUCUUCCUGAGAUGUUUUAUCCCAAUUUUUUUAGCUGUUUAGCUCUCUGACCUGAUCACUGGAGAGUUAGAGAAGUAAUACUGUAGUUCAAGGGAAAACAGCUUCCAUGCACAAGAAGGGGGAAGGUCACAAGGCAGGUGGGACUGCUUCUUCUGAAAAUGGACAGUCUAUUAUCAGCUCAGCUUACUGUAAAAUGCCUUCUGAGAGUUCCAGGGAAAGGUGUGACAGAGAGCUUGAACCUAAUUUUGAAGUCAAUGCAUUUGUGUUUUUGAAAUCCUGAUGUUCAGACUUGAGUUUUAAGCUUACUUUUAUGACUGUAUUAAAAAAAUGAAACUAUGUAUAAAUAUUUUAAAGGAAAAAAUAAAAAUUUUUUUAAAUACAUGCUAUCUUUGUUUACUACUUUGCUCCUGUUAUUCUUGACAAGAUAGUACACAAGCUUAUAAUGGAAUUGAUGCUUGGGGGUGAAAAUAAUUAACAUUACUCUAAUUUAUUGCAAACACAUAUGCAUUUCUCCAUAGUUGUUGAUGUUGCUUGGACACAGAAAAUUGUCAUCAUGUUGUUCAGUGCAGGGGAGGUUCUUCAGCACUCAGACAGGAGCUGGGCUAUUCUUCAGCUGAUAUAAAGUUCAUUAGGCCAUUACUAUGUAUUUACAUAUAUAGAGAUUGUUUGUAAGUGUACUUUAAAUUUGUGUUCCCUGCGAUUGUAUUUCUUGGUUCUAGAAAAUAUUUUAUGUACAUGUGCAUGUAUAUGUAUGAAAAAUAAUAUGUCUGUGCAUCACAUAAGCCAUAUGUACUCCUAAUCAUGACUCCAUAUGUUUAUAUGUAUUUAUAUGUAUUAUCUUGUACAUAAACAUUUAUAUGUUUAUAUGUAUUGUUUUGUGAGUGAGUGCUGUAAGCUUGUCUUGUCUUUGGUCUGGUUAGUCUGUAAAGGUGUUUUAACAUACACAGGAUAAUUGUGCUGAGUAAAUUGUCUCUAUCAUGGAAUCCAGAAACUGUGUAUGGCAGCAACUUCUCCACUGUAGCAUUUUUUGUUCUUCUGAUUUUUCAUAUUGGCACAAAUGCAAGGGGUUUCUAUCCACUUUUUUGCAUGCUCAGUAAAAAAAGCUUUUUCAGAGAAAAAUUUUCAGAACAUCCUUGUGAAUAGCAGAUUUUAAUUAAUUAAUGAGCAUAAUGUACUCAAUUGGUUUGUAGUUUAUGUUCCUUAUUGCCUGUAGUAAGAAAUAAGCCUAUACCAAGGCUGUGGGUCCAGUUUGAAGUCUGGACCAAGAUAUUGAAGCUAUAUGAUUUUAAUCACCUUACCAACAGCUAUGGCAGGUUUUAACAUAGGGCAUUAAAUUUAAGUGAGUCUUGCAAUGAAAAAGCAACUUUUUCUUUGUUUCCCAGACUGCCCUUUAUUUCUUGCUUCCUUGUUCAGCAAUGAGCUGUUUAACAGGAGCCUGAAGUUUGCACUUUUCUUCACUGUGCCUUUAGUAUACAAGCCAGCUGUACCUUUAAAUAGAAACUUGUUCAGUGGUUUUGAGUUACUCCUAAUUCAAGCUGUGGGAUCCUCAUAAAAGUCAGAAGGAGGUCAGCUGGAAGUGGAGUAGCCCUUGCCUGUUGCUAGGCAGGCUGAAUCCCAACUGCACAGCCUUUUCCAAGGGGGUGGCUCUGUGUUCUUCCCUCCUGGUGUUUUAAUUCAAAAUGUGCUGUUACCACUUAAAAACUUUGGGCAGCCAGGUGUGUCUUAUAUGAAGGAUGGGCAGCACUGUAAUUGUUCCUGUUACAACCUGGUAUCUAUCUCCAUGGGAGAUUAUCUGUUAUUUUGUUAAGUACAGCCUUGAGAAAGGCCUCUAAAAUAAAUGUGAGCUCAUGGUAGAAAUGCUUCAUGGGAAGAGGCCUGAGCUGAUGUGAACACUUCAUUCUAUGUGAGUGAGCUCUGAGCACACUCAGCUUCAGUGAGAGCACAUCUGGAUAGAGGGAAGGGCCUGAGACAGCAGUCUUUGGGAAUCAUUGCCAAGAAAAGUAACUGCAUUUUGUAUGAUUACUCAUGUUGUUGCUUAACUCGUGUACUGAGAUGUGAUUCUGGUGUCUAGAAUUUAUCUCUCCUGAAAUUAUCUUGCAGGUAUAAAUUGUAGACUAUUUAAGAGGUGGAGAAGGAGGGAAAAGCUUAAAUUUUAUUAAAGGUAGUACAGAAAAUAAAAGAAACUUGAAAUUGUAUAAUCUUAAAGAAUAUUGACAUUGGAAUUGCGUUUGUGUCAGAUUUCUGGAUGGCUGGAGUUUAAUUACUUAGAAGAUCCAGUCAAAGAUUUUAUAAUGCAAUGAAAUGCUUUUCAUAGCAUUAUCUUGUUAAAAUCUCUUUCUAAUAUAAAACUGAUUAAGACACAGACUGAAAUUUAGUCAUUGAAAAUACUUCAGAAGAGUGAUGUCAAUUAAGUUUUCAUUAUGAUUCAAACACAAAUUCUUCCUUGUUAUUUUAUGCAAUGAACUGUAAUCAAAAAAUAUCCACAUUAUUCCAUCACUCUGCAAUUACCAAAUACUGUUUGGGCUGCAUACAAGGAUUAUUAUGGUCAGAUGAAGCUUUUAGAAUGUAAUAAAUUGUUGGAUAAUUAAUUUUAUUCAUAAAAUUGUAACGUACAAAUUUUUGUAUCUUGCUUUAGGAGAAAUUCUUUUAGAUUUAUAUAGGGGUCUCUAGGGCAUCAUAUGUUAGAGCCAAGACAGAGUUUUCCAGCAUUUUGAAAUGGUCUAGACUGUGCAGAUAAACAAGCCAGAUUAAUUUUAAUCUAUUUUGUACUGUACCAAAAAGUAAUAAUGCCAGUCUCUACCACUUUAUUAUUUGCUACUGGAGCAUUAUUAAUUUGGGGUCUCAGAGGAUGCAAGCUAUUCAACUGUCUUUAUCUCAAAAACCUGCUAAUUAGCAGACAGUUAUUAGAAUCAUUGUGUUCACUCAGCUGAAAUACUGUUGGUGAGUCACUAUAUUUCAGCUAUUGGCUUCAUCAUAAAAAUAAGGUAUGGCAUUACAAUGGGAUUACCCGUUCUGUAGGGGACAGGCAAAUGUAAAGGUACACUACUACAGCAGAACAGAACAAAGCAGGCAGAUCAAAAAUUGUGGGAUCUCAAAUUACCCAUUAUCCUUACAUAAGGGUUUGCCUGCACUCAACUGAAAAUAUUUGCUCUUCUUUCUUCAGCUAGCCUUGAUCUCAGUCUCUGAAUCCCAGCUCCUCCUAGUCACUGCUUGCAUCCUCACCAUUUAAAAUUCAUUUUUUCUCUCCUUGUCUCAGCACCUUGUCUUCUGCAUUUAAAGGUAUAGCAGUCUGUGUGCUUACACUACAUUCAUCUUCUCUCUUUUUUUUUUUUUUUUUUUUACUGUGCUCUGACUUGAGACUUUCAGGCUUUCAUUCCAGCUGUCA
Molecule: messenger RNA, 8121 nt
Organism: Motacilla alba alba
Lineage: Eukaryota; Metazoa; Chordata; Aves; Passeriformes; Motacillidae
Gene: WDR25
Product: WD repeat domain 25
Exons: 6
Coding region: 3130-4044 (304 amino acids)
Molecular function (GO): protein binding
Source: RefSeq, a predicted model, not a curated record